Messenger RNA from Tuber melanosporum (Perigord truffle), 138 nucleotides. RefSeq lists its product as uncharacterized. NCBI's taxonomy places the organism in Eukaryota, Fungi, Ascomycota, Pezizomycetes, Pezizales, Tuberaceae. Bases 1 to 138 code for a protein of 45 amino acids. The record is from RefSeq and is a predicted model, not a curated record. The transcript has a single exon.
AUGGCAAAUAUAGGCCAAGCAUUACCGCUUCAUCUACCAAAGUUAUGCGAGAGGUGUGCAGAAUGGUUGAAUUCUGCUAAGGGAGGAUCAUAUUGUCAAAAGGUCACAAUCUUUAAUAUCAAACAUUCUGAGUGGUAG